Molecule: messenger RNA, 546 nt
Organism: Batrachochytrium dendrobatidis JAM81
Lineage: Eukaryota; Fungi; Chytridiomycota; Chytridiomycetes; Rhizophydiales
Exons: 1
Molecular function (GO): NADH dehydrogenase (ubiquinone) activity
Source: RefSeq, a predicted model, not a curated record
CUGCAAGAGUUUGGCAAAUACAUUGCGUCGUGCAUGCCAAAAUACAUUCAGCAGAUCACUGUUUACAAGGAUGAACUGACUCUUUUUAUAGCACCAUCUGGAUUGAUUCCAGUUGCUACAUUUUUGAGAGAUCAUCAGGCAACACAGUUUCAGCAGGUUCAGAAUAUCACUGUAGUGGACUAUCCAUCUCGUGAAAACCGAUUUGAGGUUGUUUAUAAUUUUCUGAGUGUGCGCUUCAACAACCGCAUUCGAGUCAAAACGUACACCAACGAGAUUGAUCCAGUUCCAUCUCUGGUUCCGUUGUACACAGGAGCCAACUGGUAUGAACGCGAGGUUUGGGACAUGUUUGGUGUAUUUUUUACAGGACAUCCAGAUCUGCGCCGUAUCUUGACAGACUAUGGAUUUGAAGGACAUCCACUACGCAAGGAUUUCCCACUGACAGGAUAUGUUGAAAUGCGCUACGAUGAGGAAAAGAAGAGAGUGAUUGCAGAGCCCCUCGAGCUUGCACAGUCGUUUAGGAUGUUUGAGUAUCAAUCACCAUGGUAG